AUGUCGUCGACGCGGCCGGCGAGGCGGAGUUACCAGGCCGCCGGCCUCUCCGCAGCCCGGGCUUGUUGCUCUCCUCCGGGCUGCUCUCUGCACGCCGAGCCCUCCUCGUCCAUCCGGGACGUGCAGUUUUGCACUGUAAGCAUCAUGAAGCGCAAGGAUGUGUCGCUGGCAACCAAGAUGGCGUUAAUUCAUGCCAUGGCAGUCCCCAUUACUAUAGAUGGGUGUGGAAGGAAGAAAGUAUUAAUAGUCUACGCUCACCAAGAACCCAAGUCUCUGAAUGGAUCCCUGAAAACUGCCGCAGUGAAAGAACUGACCAAGCAAGGCUGUAGCGUUACUGUUUCUGACCUCUACGGGAUGCAGUUUGAGCCAAGGGCAACGAGAAAGGACAUCACUGGUGAUCUGCACAACCCGGAACAGUUUAAUUAUGGAGUGGAGUCAUGGGAAGCGUACAAAAAUGGGCGCCUCUCUGAAGAUUUGAUUGAGGAGCAGAGGAAAGUGGAAGAAGCCGACUUGGUGAUUUUCCAGUUUCCUUUAUAUUGGUUCAGCAUGCCAGCGAUCAUGAAGGGCUGGCUGGACAGAGUCUUUGUUCAAGGAUUCGCUCACAAUUUCCCACAGUGUUACGAGUCUGGCUUACUCAAGAAUAAACUAGCCUUGCUUUCCUUUACCACUGGAGGAGACCAGGGGAUGUAUUCAGAUGACGGAGUCAGCGGCAAUAUCCGUUACCUUCUGUGGCCCAUGCAGCACGGGAUAAUGCAUUUCUGCGGCUUGAGCAUCCUCGCCCCUCAUAUCUGCUUUGCGCCAGAGUACGCACCUGAAGAGGAGCGAGCGCAAAUGCUGACGUCUUGGGUGGAACGGCUGAAGACCAUCUGGGAGGAGGAGCCUAUAGAUUGCACUCCUGAGUGGUACUAUAAGUAACAUAGCUGGGAAUGUCGGUGAUUCAAAUACCCUUCAGGUUUUUCCCCCCCUCUGGUUGGGUUCUUAAAAACCUUUCCUGUUGCUCUCCCUCAGUCAGCAUGAAAAGCAAAAAGGGGUCAGAUCAGGUGACUGGGCUUGGAUGAAGGUUCCCACACAAAU
Molecule: messenger RNA, 1074 nt
Organism: Gekko japonicus
Lineage: Eukaryota; Metazoa; Chordata; Lepidosauria; Squamata; Gekkonidae
Gene: NQO2
Product: NAD(P)H dehydrogenase, quinone 2
Exons: 7
Coding region: 1-915 (304 amino acids)
Cellular component (GO): cytosol
Molecular function (GO): NAD(P)H dehydrogenase (quinone) activity
Source: RefSeq, a predicted model, not a curated record